UUAAUAUCACGACACACCCACUUUACACAACAAGGCAAGGUCUUCUCGAUCACUUGUCUUUGUUUUUUUGCUGGCGCUUUUGGUACAAAAUGACUGCUGAUCCAGCCCGUGUACGGCUAGGAAGGAUCCGAUGCCUAACAAAUACUGUAGAGAGCAUGAAGAAAGGCAAUCCACUGCCUCGACCUAUCUGUUUUGUGCCCAAGAAAGUUGUUUUUGAACUCUCAGAAGCGAAAGACUCAUUGAAAGUUUUCGAAGAAAGGAAAAGCGAUUCUAAAUUGAUCGAAAAGCUUUCCGAUGGCAAGUUCACAUGUACUGGAUUGCCGAUAUUCACUAACGAAGGAGGUUGGAUGAAAGUAGUUACUCCCUACGAAGGCUGGGUGUUGAUUCAACCGUCAAAAUGGGGCAUCAAAGGAAAAUUGAAGCAUGUUUCCGAAACGUCUUCUUCGAGCAAAAAAUCGAGUGAUGUACCUACUAUCUGGCUAAAAAUGGUUGAACGAAUGUGCUCACUCCAAAUAGUCAAAAACCAGCAAAUAUCGAAUUGUGACGAAGAAGAGAUGACACUUUUGCAAACUCCCCCACCUGGUUGGAAUCUGGAGGCGGAUGAGGAGCUAGCCCAAUACCUGACAAAGUACCUAAAGAUCUCAGAUAUGGGUUCAGCAGGAAAAGGUGGCGAGCAUUUCUCUAAAGUUGAGGUAUCCUCUGAGGAAGACGGUGUGAACGAUAUGUUGGAUCCUGAUUUCGAAGAAAAAUAUUGGGAAUCGGACGGGAGCCAAGGAGAACACUGGGUCCGGUUUCACAUGAAGCCAGGCACGCUAGUCGAGAAAUUCAUUCUCCAUGUUGAUCCAGAUGAUGGCAGCUACCUUCCUCGCCGUGUUGUGAUCAAAGCCGGAUCUAUUGGUGACUUGGUUAACAUUGGAUCGAAAAACUUUGGUCUGCGUGACUACGAAAAGAAGGAUCUCCACUUGCUGACAACCCCACUGUCUGUGUGCUACCCUGUAAUUGAGGUGUGGAUCAAAUCCUGCAAUCAAGGUGGUAUUGACACAAGGAUUCGUGGCGUGACUGUUAAAACCCACUCGGCUGAGCCCAUAUUCCUUGAAUCUGAAGCCCUCCCUGAAGAUACGUUUACUGACGAUCGAAUUGCAUGCUUCCCAAAGCUCCAGCCAUUCUCUCCAAAGCAACUUUUCUACCGAGGACUGGCCCUAAAACGAGCUGCACACUUGCUCAACUUGGAUUUGAUGUACCUUCUCCCAAGGGUCAAAAACAUGUCCAGCCAACUCGAUAGCACCAUACGAACGAUUCGUCAACUAUGGCCCCUCUGUUCAAAACGAAACACUAUCGUCUCGGAGCUACUUAGUGCCACAAGUACCAGCUCCCCCUCAAGGCCUGUGCUAUUCAUAAAUCGAAUUGCCGCUAAAGAACAUAAAGAUGAUCCAUCCAAAGACCUCGAGUGCACGAAGACGGUAUUUAUUCAGAUUAUGAGAGAGCUCAAGAAGCACACCAAACCGUCAAGCUACACCUUUCAGUGGGCCGGUCAUUGGAGCCAGUGGUGGGAGUGCAAGUUCGCUCUAGAAGGAAUCAUCGACCAAGGAGGUGGUUUUCGAGACUCGCUCGCUGAUGUUGCCGAAGAACUUUGUCCGAGCAGUCAAGAUGUGGAGGUAUCUCUUCCUUUAUUCAUCCGCAGCCCCAACCAGAGUCAGGACUCCUCGAAUGUCUAUCGGGACGCCUACAUUCCAAAUCCGAGCUGUACGCUGUACUCUCAAUACCAAUUCGUUGGUCAGCUUAUGGGUGCCAUGGUAAGAAGCCAGGAGAGUCUUGUCCUUUCCCUGCCACAGUUUGUCUGGAAGCAACUUGUUGAGGAUCCUGUAUCUUGGGCACGAGACUACAUCUCUGUCGAUUCCGCUGAAUUGAAGCUAAUUGAUUCGAUUGAAACGAUGAGCCGUGAGACAUUCGAAUCGUCUUUUGAAGGUGCCCUCAAGUUCACAGCUGUCCUCAGCGAUGGUGAAACAGUGUCACUAUGUCCUGGAGGCGCUGAAAAGCUAGUCACUUACGACAACCGAAAAGAAUACUGUGAAAUGGUAAAGGUCACGCGUAUGGAUGAGUCAAAGAAACAAAUUAAUGCGAUCCGAGAAGGCCUUGUGAAGGUAAUUCCCUCUGAAGUGCUUGGUCUGCUGACUUGGCAAGAGCUCGAAAUUCGAGUGUGUGGAAAUCCGGAGAUAUCUGUUGAGGCAAUGAAAAGGUCGGCACGAUAUGAAGGUGACCUCAAAGAGAACAACUCUCGAGUGCAGAUGAUGUGGGAUGCCUUAGAAAAAUUCACGAAUGAAGAACGAAGUCGACUCCUUCGUUUUAUCACUGGUAGAAGACGCCUACCGUGUACUGUCUACAUUGAUACAGCAGAAUCUGGGAAUGGAAAAUUACCAACUUCAGCCACUUGCUCUAACACCCUUUAUCUGCCAAAGUACAGAAAUGUGGAAGAAGCUGUGGAAAAACUGAGAUAUGCUGCCUAUAACUGUGUUGCUAUAGAUACAGACAUGUCCCCAUGGGAAUAAACUUUUGUAGUAGGUUUAUAGUUAGGUAGAUACUGUUGAGUUAGCUAUAUAGCAUUACUUAUUGAUUUAUACGGUUCAAUGUGGAUAAUUAGUUAUUAUUUUACCUUUAA
This is a messenger RNA of Halichondria panicea, 2656 nucleotides long. Its product is annotated as E3 ubiquitin-protein ligase HECTD3-like. Gene Ontology annotation, molecular function: ubiquitin-protein transferase activity. Bases 90 to 2546 code for a protein of 818 amino acids. Gene Ontology annotation, biological process: proteasome-mediated ubiquitin-dependent protein catabolic process. NCBI's taxonomy places the organism in Eukaryota, Metazoa, Porifera, Demospongiae, Suberitida, Halichondriidae. The record is from RefSeq and is a predicted model, not a curated record. The transcript has 2 exons.